GUUCUGAUUUUAUAAAGACAUCUACAGGAAAGGAGGUGGAAAAUGCGACCUUUCCGGUUGGAGUAGUCAUGAUGCGAGCCAUUAAAGAAUUCUACUGGCAAACUGGCAACAAGGUUGGAUUUAAACCUGCUGGGGGCAUUCGGACGGCGAAAGAAGCUAUUACUUGGCUUAUGCUGGUGAAGGAGGAACUGGGAGUGGAAUGGCUAACACCGGAGCUCUUUCGCCUGGGUGCCAGUAGUUUGCUGGAAGACAUUGAGAAACAAAUUUUCUAUCACGUGACCGGCUCUUAUGCACUUCAGCAUGACCUGGCAAUGGCUUAGACACAAAAUCAACUCAGGAUUACUUUUACAAAAGAAGUCUUUAAGCAAACGGCAUUCAGAAGUCUUCUGACAACCAAGUGCAUAUGAUAGAAUUAAAGGCCUAAUUCUCCCUUCUUCAUAUUUUAUAGUAUUUAAAAAUAUGC
This is a messenger RNA of Antrostomus carolinensis (chuck-will's-widow), 463 nucleotides long. RefSeq names its product deoxyribose-phosphate aldolase-like. The record is from RefSeq and is a predicted model, not a curated record. Gene Ontology annotation, molecular function: deoxyribose-phosphate aldolase activity. Gene Ontology annotation, biological process: carbohydrate catabolic process; deoxyribonucleotide catabolic process. Gene Ontology annotation, cellular component: cytoplasm. NCBI's taxonomy places the organism in Eukaryota, Metazoa, Chordata, Aves, Caprimulgiformes, Caprimulgidae. The transcript has 3 exons. The annotation marks the transcript as partial.